Molecule: messenger RNA, 1140 nt
Organism: Asterias rubens (European starfish)
Lineage: Eukaryota; Metazoa; Echinodermata; Asteroidea; Forcipulatida; Asteriidae
Product: snaclec agkicetin-C subunit alpha-like
Exons: 5
Coding region: 351-1070 (239 amino acids)
Biological process (GO): biological process involved in interspecies interaction between organisms
Cellular component (GO): external side of plasma membrane
Molecular function (GO): carbohydrate binding
Source: RefSeq, a predicted model, not a curated record
CCAACAGCCGUUUAAUUGGUUUGCAAACGGUUGCAAACAACCGGGAGAUUGUUUGCCUUUCGUACUGGCUUUACAUGAUUGUGUGGUAGUUAACUGAACUCUUAUUUCCGCAAUCUUAAAGACAAUACCGCUGGGCACGCUUAAUUUUGGAGGUUCAGCUCAUUACUUUGAACGUAUUUUGUGUAAUAGGAUUCACUCGCUUUUAUUUCAACUACAUCAGACUUUUACUGUUGUUUGCCGCAAAGGAGAUUACUUCUAUCGGGAAAUUUGACUACAGCUGUGGAAAAUAUGUAGGAAAACUUCUACUGACAUCGCAACAUCAUCCCAAUUUUGGCAACUUCACGGCCAAGAUGAAAACAUCAAUUAUUCGUUUUCUUGGGACACUUUUGGUUGUGGUGGAUCUUCUCCAAGGCUCGCUAGAAGCCACAAAAUGUAUGGAUGGAUUUUCAGAGGAACUGGGUUCCUGUUACUCAAUUAGUGUCCACGAGGAUACUCUCAGCUGGACUGAUGCUGAUCAACACUGCCGUUCACUCGGAGCUCAUCUCCCGUACAUGGGUAGCUCUGAAGAAGGCACGGUUUUGGAGUCUAGGUGGAACGGGGCAAGACUUUGGCUAGGAUUGAAGAUUAACGAGACAGCUGAUGAGGAGUCUCUCUAUUGGGGAGACAACGCUAAGGUGGACGCCAGUUUCUUCGCUAGUUUCAGCCCUGAUGAUGUUAACAGGUGCGUGGUGUUACGUAAGACGGACAUGCGAUGGGAGUUGACUGACUGUGGAAACGAAAACCAUGUAAUCUGUGAAGCUGACUUUGCCGAUGACGAAGAAGCUACGUCACAAAGCCCUGUCGUCACCGACCCCCUGGAUCACACGUCACGAACUCCUGCAAUUUUGAUGACGACAUCAUCACAAGAGACCGACUUCGAGACUUCGACUGAGGAAGAAUUUCCUCAGUGUGAAACCUUGGACUGUUUGUUGGAUCUCAUCAAUCAAGACAAAGAGACCGAGGAACUGCUCCAGGUAAGUGGGGGUGGUCGGAGGCCUGGUGGUGGUGUUGUAGUAUAUAAAGGUUGUUAGAGUUUGACUACUUUAUGACUCACCCACACUAUAUGAUGAACGGACUUUUCCUCUCGGCGCUGGAACAGGA